GUAUUCUAUUUCUUAUUAAUAAACAAUAUAGUACCGACACAUAUUUUACAAAUAUUUUUUAAAAUCGCAAAAAAAUUAAUUUUUUUUAAUUAUUUUUAAAAUGUGUUCAAUUCCAAAGGAGAAAUGUUGUACGGUGUCGGCGUGUGAUCUAAAUACUUCAAUUAACACACGAGUAGAGGAAUCGGCGAAGGAUCUUACUAAACAAGUAGAUUGCGAUAAGCAAAAAGCCGCAACAGAAACUGGACAAUAUUACAAAUGCUGUACUUUAUCACCCGUCGCACCGACUCCUUUGAUCAAUGUCGAUUGUUGUGAAAAAGCGAAACCUUGUGCUAGUCAUUUUUGCACAGCAGUAAAAGGAGAAUGUAAUAAUUAUGAAUUGACACCGUACGGGAAAGAUUUCGUUUGUAAAACAGGACGAUUAAUUCAAAAGUGUUUAUGUGUUAAGUUCAACGGUCUGCAAGAUACAUGUAAACAUUCGGGUUGCUGUACUAAAAUAGGCUGCAUGAGACCUCUUUUCCCUAAUUGUCCACCGGCUCGUCAAUGGAAAAAUGAUUAUAUCUGCAAAAAGAAGAAACCCAUUCGAUGUUGUGCAGAUAAUGAAUAAAUAAAAUAAUUUAUAAUA
Molecule: messenger RNA, 622 nt
Organism: Aphis gossypii (cotton aphid)
Lineage: Eukaryota; Metazoa; Arthropoda; Insecta; Hemiptera; Aphididae
Exons: 2
Coding region: 101-604 (167 amino acids)
Source: RefSeq, a predicted model, not a curated record